GCCACUAAGAACUAGACGAGAUCCUAUUUAUUUCACCCCCGAGGAGGACGCGGCAAUUCUACGUAUGGAAGCCGAAGGGUUGGAAUGGAGAGAAAUGGCUAGGAAUAUGUCAAAUCGAGGCGAAGACAGCGUUCGGUUGCGGUUCCAGAGGAUUACCUAGGAUGGGCGAGCACAACCGGUCAAAGUCAGAUGGACCCCUCAUGAGGAUGCAGUGAUCAGUCGGAUGGUGAACGAGGGCGAUCGCUGGCCAGACAUUGCUGCGCAAAUGACUGGUCGCACACUUGAAGCAUGCCGAUUUAGGUACAACUACUAUAUUUGGCCGCGAGAUCAUUCGCGCACUCAUCGAAGCCUGCUUCAACCUGCAAUUGCCAGUGCUGGGGCUCAAAAUGCAGGCCACCAUGCUGGUCGCAGCUACUCACCUCUUCUGGAACAGUCGCCUACUCGCCCGCGAUCUCUUGCUCUGAGUGACGUUCCUGCCAGGCCCGGUUCUCGAGUUGAGAUCCGCUCGCCCUCUGAAGCCAGCCGCGUUCCAGCAGCUGGCCUCGGCCGGCCGUCGUCACGGCAAAUGCAGAUACCAAGACCAGAGCGACCACGCAGCCGGAGUGGGUCUCGUGGUCGUGCGAUGUUGUAGUACCAAGCUGGAAGAGGCGUAAGACCAAUAACGCCAAGCGGACUACAAUAUAGGACCGACGUGGUCGCAGCAGGGCACCGUCGCCAGCAUAUUAGUGGAGAAUACGAUCAGAGAUAUGCUGCAAACAGUCAUUCAACCGAGGUGGACAUGCAACUCAGCAUCGAGCUUUUCCUUGCUCAACAACUUACAAUGCAGUGACGUGCUCCAGUAGUGAUCGCUCAUGCCGAUGAGAAGCGAUAUACACUUCUCCGUCAUCAGAUUAUCGUCAUGAACUUUUUCAUUUACGGGC
This is a messenger RNA of Baudoinia panamericana UAMH 10762, 920 nucleotides long. RefSeq lists its product as uncharacterized. The coding region runs from base 224 to 631 and encodes 135 amino acids. Lineage: Eukaryota; Fungi; Ascomycota; Dothideomycetes; Mycosphaerellales; Teratosphaeriaceae. The record is from RefSeq and is a predicted model, not a curated record. The transcript has a single exon.